AUGAAGAAAUCGUGGACAGUGCCACUGUCCUCCCCUUUACAAAUGGGCUGUUGCGUUGACCAAGCAGGAUAUGGCAUCAUAGUUCCUCAGUUUUCUGGGAGUUGCAUGGAUGGCAAGGAUCUGCUCAUCCAGACGAAAAGAACUGAGUUGUACUUUGAGGCCCUGGACACCGGGGUUGGGAAAUCGAGCAUUGUGUGCCGAUUUGUCCAGGAUCACUUUGACCACAACAUCAGCCCUACCAUUGGGGCAUCUUUUAUGACCAAAACUGUGCCUUGCGGAAAUGAACUUCACAAGUUCCUCAUCUGGGACACUGCUGGUCAGGAGCGGUUUCAUUCACUGGCUCCCAUGUACUAUCGAGGAUCUGCUGCCGCUGUCAUAGUGUAUGAUAUUACCAAGCAGGAUUCAUUUCAUACCUUGAAGAAAUGGGUUAAAGAACUGAAAGAACAUGGUCCAGAAAACAUUGUAAUGGCUAUUGCUGGAAACAAAUGUGAUCUCUCAGAUAUUAGGGAGGUUCCCCUGAAGGAUGCUAAGGAAUAUGCUGAAUCCAUAGGUGCCAUAGUGGUUGAAACAAGUGCAAAAAAUGCUAUUAAUAUCGAAGAGCUCUUUCAAGGAAUCAGCCGCCAGAUCCCACCCCUGGACCCCCAUGAAAAUGGAAACAAUGGAGCAAUCAAACUUGGGAAGCAAACGGCACCAGGCAGCCGGCGCUGCUGCUGACUGAGGAUCAUGAUCCAUGGUACCUGAAGAGCCAGUGAUCACGUCCCCAUGCACUGCUGAAGGACCUCGCUCUCGGUGCCCAGCACUCCACUUUGAGAAGAGUGAGCACCCUAGAAGACCUGCAGGGAAUGGGACAGGAAACAUUCCUGAGAAAAGAUUUCAGAAAACUCUGGAAAACCCUCACCACCACCACCACAGAAUGACCUUUCUGUGCAAGAGCUGCACACAGGAGGGAUUAUACUUAUUAUCUAAUAAGUAUAAUUGCGUUUUGUUGUCAAAAACCUGAAAAAUUUCUUGGAUUUGUACAAAAAUCUUGCUGCCUUAUUAUGUAUGUGGGAUUCCAAGUUGACAGUCCCCACUGGUUUCCUGUGUUACCGAGCCAAAUUUCAGUAGCUUCUUCAAUGCCAUUGCCUUUGUCACCUAACCAGCCUUCACUAAAACGUAAAUUUAAUUCAGAAGGUUAGUUAUUAGCUGGCUUUGGAAGUAAGCCUUUAUUUAUUACUUUUCUGAAAGAAAUCAGAAGUGUAAUUGGGCCAUCACUCAAGCUGAGAUUUGAGCUAUUAUAAAAGAGGAGAAAGAUAUAUUAGAAACUGCUGUCUGUAUCUCUUAAUUGAUUAACAUAUUUCUGAGUUUGGUUCAUAAACAAACAAACAACCCAAAUCAGACUAAAAUAGUUCAUGUAAUUUUGAGAUUGAGAGGCCUAGUUUGGAAGAGUCCAUUACUUUGUGAGCAGGGAUAGGUGUAGGAUAUAAAUAUUAUUCAAGAGACCACUUGCCUUGCAUCACCUCUACAGUAAUAAAUUCCCACUCUCCUAGAGAAGUUUAGUGAACAGAAUAUCAUAUUAUUAAGAAAAUACAUUAUAGUGUCAUAUCUAGGGGAAGAAAAUUAACUAGAGGGUGUUCGAGUCUAAUUGUAAGACAAACUUCUGAUAAUAGCAAUUAAUAAUAGGUUACAGCAAAGCCAGCCAGAGGAAGUAUUAGGACCUUAAAAUUCUAAACCCAAAAAUCUACAAAACUGAAAAAUUGUAAGUGUUGCCAGGGUUGGGGAGGACAGUAUUAGGCCUAGCCAGAGGUCUCAUCCUAGGUUGUCAAUGAACUGAGAAUAGGGUUCAACAGAAACUUUCUUUUUCAGGUUUCCUCUCUGCCCAAUUAAUUAAAGACACCUGAAUAUGAAGGAAGUAACAGGAGAAAAAAAAAAUUGAAAGGAAUAAAAGCUAGUUCCAUUGAAAAUUGAAAUUCUCUUAUUCUAAUUUCUAUAAAAAUGUGGGAUCAUGAAACCAUUGAUUUUUCUAUCAGGGCUUAUACUGGGAGGUGAUUCUUAAGGGAUAUUGAGAUCAGUACCUUUUGUAGGAAUUAGGAAAACUGCAAAAGCCCAGUCUCAGAUAAGGUCAGUUGUGCUGUGUGAUAGCAAGGGCCAGUUGGUACUGUCUUUGCCAUGAACUUUUUCAAGGACUCACAAACUUUUAUUGAUAACCUACAAUGUGAAAGUCAAGAAAGAGUUCAUGAGCUAAUUAAAGACCUUGAACUUUCAGUGACUCAGUCUGAGCUGGUGCUUAGAAAUAUAGGAAGGCUGUGCCCACCAUGCUCUUGACCAGCAAGAGACGCCAAGUCACAUCAUCAGCAAAAAGGUAGGGUUCUGGAGAGACCAGGGCCAAGCUCACAAUUUCUGUAUGUUGACUGUAAUCAAGGAAAUGGAACCAGGUCAGAAUCACAGAUUUCUGUUUUUCAACUCAAGAACGUGCUGUCAGUUUGAUGCUCUAACUGUUUUACCCUACUUGUGAGAGCUAAUGGACCAUCUCGGGAUGUGAAGGCUGGAAAAUGCUUAUUUUUGCUUCAAAAGUGCCACUUGGCUAUCCCAGACAAGUACCUCAAAAAUUGUUAGCUAUUGGCAUUUGAAUAUCCUGGCAGGGACUUUGCAAAGAUUUGCAGUUUUUUCUCCAUAUUCUCAACAAUACUUGCUGACAUGAUUCUGCCCACAGGCCAAGAAAUGAUCAUACCUUUUGCCAGAGUUUAAAAAUUUGAACUGAAAAUUGAAGUGACCUCUUUCCAGGUGACAUGCAAGCUUAUUUUUGCACCUUUCCUCAUCCAGCUUUCUCUGAGAACCUGGAAUUAUCUCCAGAUAGCUGCUCAGGUUUCCUAGCUACGCAGAAAGUUCCACAGCUGUGGGCUCGGUUUGUCGUGCUUGUAAUUUACAUAGAAUGCCAAGGUCUUAACCACAUGUAGCAAGCUGAUGAGCCCAUGGUUUUACUUCAUAAGCAUAUGAGGGUAUGAAACAGUACUUUUACCUUUCUAUAUUGCCUUAGACAACAUUGACGUCAGACAGAAAUAUAUUCUCUUCACCACUUGGAGCAAUUAGCAGAGAGUCCGUUGCACUUGAACGCACAAGUAUUCACAUAAACAUUUGUCUUUUCUCGAGAUGAAUGCUUGGGUCUUGUCCCCAAUGAGGCUUUCCUGCCUUCCUUUACUUCAGCUUGAGAUUACUUUCUGGCUAUUCUGUUCAUUGAACCAUAACCAUGUAACAUUAUGUGAAGGCCUAGAAAUGACCAUUGCUUCACAAUGCCAAGUAAUUUCAUGUGUUAUAACAUCUUGGACAUCAUUUUCCAAAAUUUACUUCCUGUCCCCUGUGUUCUUUCAUGUGUGGUGUGUGUAUACGUGUAAAUACAAUUUUGUUUUUGUUAUGCUGACAUGUAAUGCAUUUCAUUUGCUGAGCUUGGCUCAUGGCUAUGUGUUAUAUAAGUUAGGUAUGAAUUCUCACAGGGACUGUUUCCCAGCAGAAAUCCCUGAGAAUGGCAGUGGAGUUGCAUAAACAUUUUACAUAGGUACAUAAUUGACUUGCCAUUUUAGAGUUAAAAAUGGCACAUUAGGGUGCUGAAUAUGACAUUACCUUGCAGACUCAAAGGCUGAAGACCUAAAACUAAUUUUUAGCCAACAAUACAGGCUGUGCCCCAUUUAAACUGAGUUCAUUUUCAGAGGGAGGUUUGGAUGAUCAAAUUGAGGACUGUGACAGGUGGUAGCUGAAAUUGAGCUCCUUUUUGUGGGCUACACUUCUUACUGCUCUGCAGUGCUCAUGGCAAGUUGUGCAAUGAGCUAGCUUAUGUAAACAGAAAGGCUCCGCUGUUUUCAUACCAAUUAGGUAUCUAGUUUACCCUCUGCACCGUUUUGUUGAAGCUAAACCCAAUGAUCCGACGGCAGUGCUCUGUUGUGCAGACUCCUCCCUUUCUCCUGCCUGUGUAAAAGGCCUCCAUCUGGGCUGGACCCAGUCCCGGCACGUAGAAGACACCACUGCAGACAGCUUGGACCUUGCCACCGUGUAUCUAUUCCAUGGUAAAGCGUUUCCCUCAACAAUGCCCAAUUGUAUCUGUAAUUUUUGGUUGAACACAUGCUGAUUCUUACUAAUAAAUAUUCUAAGUUUA
Tupaia belangeri chinensis (Chinese tree shrew) is the source of this 4126-nucleotide messenger RNA. RefSeq names its product RAB31, member RAS oncogene family (gene RAB31). The transcript is spliced from 8 exons. Gene Ontology annotation, molecular function: GTP binding; GTPase activity. The record is from RefSeq and is a predicted model, not a curated record. The coding region runs from base 1 to 714 and encodes 237 amino acids. NCBI's taxonomy places the organism in Eukaryota, Metazoa, Chordata, Mammalia, Scandentia, Tupaiidae.